Messenger RNA from Suillus fuscotomentosus, 2047 nucleotides. Its product is annotated as cytochrome P450. The transcript is spliced from 14 exons. Lineage: Eukaryota; Fungi; Basidiomycota; Agaricomycetes; Boletales; Suillaceae. The coding region runs from base 379 to 1911 and encodes 510 amino acids. The record is from RefSeq and is a predicted model, not a curated record. Gene Ontology annotation, molecular function: monooxygenase activity; heme binding; oxidoreductase activity, acting on paired donors, with incorporation or reduction of molecular oxygen.
CUUGUGGGGAAAUCUCUCUGCUCAAUACACCAGUCUUUUAUAAACCAAUCCAUGUCGCUCAAUCCGCCUACCGUGGCAAUCGGCACGAAAAUGAUGUUGACCCCUUGAACCACGCAUCAAAUCGUUGAUCUAUUCCUCGACUUCAGCUGCAGGACUAAACAUAUCCGACGGAGCGGGGCGUCCCAUCAGAGGCAGGUCCGAGCGCAGUAGCAGGUGUCCCGGCUCGUACUCGGCAAGCGCGUGUCCUCGAUAGAUAGAGCCGUAGCCUCCCGCUAUAGAGGUCUGGCCUUGGUUCCCCUUGCAGUCCGUCCCAUUACACCGAGGUCUCCAAGAUACGUAUAAAUUGCAUACGCCACUCGCGUCACUUCCCCCACAAACAUGAACAGUCUCAUCAAUAUCGUUGUCUGGGUGUUAGUAGCUUGCGUUCUUAUUGCCUUGGUUAUUCCAAGGUUUGAGAGAAUGGCUAGACUACCACUCCCCCCAGGUCCGAAACCGCUUCCCAUCAUGGGCAACUUCCUCCAAUUGAAUAUUGCUCGACCAUGGCUAACAUAUACACACUGGAGGAAAAAAUAUGGCGAUCUGAUCUAUUUUCGCCUCCUUGGACUUGACUUUAUCGUGGUCAAUUCGGAAAAGGUUGCAAGAGCACUCAUGGAUCAACGUUCCGCCAUAUAUUCUGAUCGCCCCUUUAUCGCAACAAACGAGCUUUUUGGCCUCGAUUUUAGUACCGUCAUGCUGCCUUACCACGGCACUGACUGGAGACUUCACCGCAAGAUGUUUCACCAUGCACUUCGCUUGGAGAGUGCAUCACGCUAUCAUCACAUCCACACGAAAAGAGUUCGAGCAUUGCUGAAGGAUCUGCUUGAUGAUCCAUCACAUUUCGAAAUCCAUAUCCAGAGAUUCAUUGCCUCGAACGUUAUGGCGUUUACCUACGGGUACGAUGUAGCUCCGCGCAACGAUCCAAUAGUUGCCAAUGUCAAAGAACUUGUCGAUAUACUCGCAAAGGCACUCUCCCCUGAGCGUAGCGCCAUCGUGUCCGUUUUUCCAAUACUCGCUCGCCUGCCUGCGUGGCUCCCUGGUCUAGGAUCUCAACGUGACGCUGCUCGUGCGAGAGAAUUAGCAGGACAAGUGCUCAAUGUGCCGUUCAAUCUGGUCAAGAAGAAUAUUGAUGCCGGGUUGGCCACUCAUUCCAUGGUAUCUGAUUGCUUAGCUCAAAUCGACGAGAAGGAAGACCAACAUAAACAAGAAGCCGCUAUAAAAGCGGCGGCAGCUACUGCCUUUAUAGCUGGCUUUGAGUCGAGCUCAUCGAUGCUGCAUACAUUCAUUCUCGCCAUGAUUCUCUAUCCAGAGGUGCAGGCGAAGGGUCAGGCAGAGAUUGAUUCUGUCAUAGGGGUAACUAGCAGAUUGCCAGAAUUCGACGACCGACCGCUGCUACCGUACGUCGAUGCGAUCCUUCGAGAGCUGCUGAGAUGGAUUCCUGUGGUUCCUCUGGGCAUACCCCAUGCUACUUCAAAGGACGAUGUUUAUGAUGAUUGCUUCAUUCCCAAGGGCGCAUUGGUGAUAAACAACGUUUGGGCAAUGAGCAGAGAUGAAUCAACACACGGGGCCGAUGUUGAAGACUUUAGGCCUGAACGGCACCUCACAGCUGAAAACAACUCGAACCUCCAGCCCAUCUCCGCUGACCCAAUUUUUGGGCUCGGUCGUCGUAUAUGCCCAGGGAGAUUCACAGCGGAGGCGGUGAUCUGGAUCGCCAUUGUGAAUAUUCUCGCGACAUUUCGCAUUGUGAAGUCGAAGGACAUCUUGGGUGAAGAAAUCGAUGUGAAGAAAGAAUUUACCGCCGGUAUAGCCAUCCAACCCAUACACUUCUCUUGCUCUUUUGUCAGCCGUUCAGAAGAAAGAGCAUCUACUCUGUGAUUUACAUUCGCCUAGGAAGCUAAUCAUACGGCUCCCACCCUCAGAAGUAAAAAGAAUGCCGAGCAUUCCACGAGAUUACAUUAAAGCAACAGUAUACUUACACGCAGGGGAAAAUGUAGAUGUGAAGAUGAAUAGG